Trametes versicolor FP-101664 SS1 is the source of this 3024-nucleotide messenger RNA. RefSeq lists its product as uncharacterized. The transcript is spliced from 6 exons. The coding region runs from base 220 to 2250 and encodes 676 amino acids. NCBI's taxonomy places the organism in Eukaryota, Fungi, Basidiomycota, Agaricomycetes, Polyporales, Polyporaceae. The record is from RefSeq and is a predicted model, not a curated record. Gene Ontology annotation, cellular component: cytoplasmic stress granule. Gene Ontology annotation, molecular function: mRNA binding. Gene Ontology annotation, biological process: mRNA splicing, via spliceosome.
AUAUUUCCCUCUCUCUUCCUUCUUCCGCGCGGGGUGGGCACCGAUUCAAAGAGCUUUUUAAAUAAGUAGAUCCCCUCCACCCACCGCACUCGCCCUCUUUUUGUGCGUGUCUUUUUCUGCCCACACUCGUUCGCGCCCGCCCCCUGCUUUCCGGCCGACCCCACGCUCUCUGACUUGCUUUCUCUCCUUUAUUCCUCCUACCCUCCUCUCUCGCUCGCCAUGGACGACUCCCAGACAGCGUUUGCGGCCCAGUACCAACCCUACGCUGGUUUCGAUAUCGACAUGAUGAAGAGGUCUAUGGACGCUGUCGGCGGCCCCGACGCGAAAAAGGCCCGCUGGUCGCCCACUUCGUUCGGCCCCAACAACGGCGCGAACGGGCUCGCGGCUGCCAGCGCAUCCGGCAACCGCGACGCGUUCGCCAACUACGGCUACGGCCCGCAGGCCAACCUCGCCCAGAACGGCUUUAACAACUCCCCGCCGUCGUCUGGCUUCGGUGGCAACCCCCUCUACUCGACCCCGUCGCUGAGCGUCAACACCGCCGUGGCUGGCAACGGGAUGCCCUCGCAGAUGAGCCCCAACACCGCUGGCCCCUACACUCCUCAGCAGCAGCAACCUCAGUCUGCGAACCCGAACAGCGCCAACCCCUACAACCCCUUUAACGGAUACAACAUGCUCGGGAUGGGUCUGCCGCAGAUGGGGGUACUGGGAGGAUUUGCGUACAAUGGGCAGAUGGCAAACUUCGCACAGCAGCUCAACCAGCAGCGUCUACCCUCGCUCACCAUCCCCUCCCCGCAAGCGUCGCCCUACUCCCCGGCAGCCAUCACUGCGGCCUUGUCCGCUCAGAGCAACACGACCGCACGCACCGUUUACGUUGGCAACCUCCCUGCAACGGCUUCUGUCGAUGAACUCCUUAACCUCGUUCACUUCGGGCCGCUGGAGUCUAUUCGCGUGCUUCCCGAGAAGUCUUGUGUGUUCUUGUCGUUCCUUGACGGGUCAACUGCGGCAGCCUUCCACGCGGAUGCGCUGAUCAAGAAGCUCUCGCUCCACGGGCAGGAGCUCAAGAUUGGCUGGGGCAAGCCUUCUCCGGUGCCGAGCCAGGUGGCACUCGCCAUCCAGCAGAGCAACGCGAGCCGGAACGUGUACUUGGGUGGUCUUGACGAGGCUAUGACGGAGGAGCAGCUUCGCGACGAUCUCAGCCGCUUCGGGCUGAUCGACCAGGUGAAGAUCGUGCGCGACAAGAACAUCGGCUUCGUGCACUUCUUGAGCAUCUCGACCGCGACCAAGGUGGUGAACACGCUCCCCACGGAGCCCGCAUGGGCUGGCAAGCGCGUCAACUACGGCAAGGACCGCUGCGCAUACAUCCCCAAGUCGCAGCAAGCGGCCGCGCAGGCUGCUCAGGCCGCGGCUGCCCAGUCGUUGGUGGCGCAAUCCGCGGUGCUCUCGCCCAUCGGCGGCGGCAACCCGUUCGCGUCGCCCCUCUCGCCAUACAUGCCGUUCUCGCCCGACGCGCUGCAGAGCCUCGCUAGCGGCCAGAGCUUGAACCGCACGGUGUACCUCGGGAACAUCCACCCCGAGACGACAACAGAGGACUUGUGCAACGCAAUCCGCGGUGGCGUGCUCCAGAGCCUCCGCUACAUGCAGGACAAGCACAUCGCUUUCGUGACGUUUGUCGACCCCGCCGCGGCGCUCACCUUCUUCCAGGUAGCGUCGUAUCAGGGCUUGACGCUCAACAACCGCCGGUUGAAGAUCGGCUGGGGCAAGAACUCUGGGCCGCUGCCCCCCGCACUUGCGCUCGCUGUGCACUCGGGCGCGACGCGCAACGUCUAUGUUGGCAACAUCGAGGACUUCGACACGUUCACGGAGGAGAAGCUGAGGAGGGACUUUGGCGAGUUUGGAGAGAUUGAGCUCGUCAACUUCUUGAAGGAGAAGAACUGCUCGUUCAUCAACUUCACGAACAUCUCGAAUGCGAUCAAGGCGAUCGACGGAGUCAAGAACAAGCCGGACUACGCGAACUUGCGUAUCGCGCACGGCAAGGACCGGUGCGCGAACCCCCCGCGUUCGGGUCCGCAGGGUGGAUCUGGAGGAAGGAGGUCUGGAAGUGGGAACAACGCGAACUCGCAGCCACCUAGCGCUGUCGAGCCCACAGAGGACGUGAACAUGCUGAAGAACGUGGUCGAGAACGGUACGAUCAAGGAGGAGACGAGCGAGGUGGCCGACAUCCCGUCCGGAGAGGUCGAGGCGUCGGCGUGAAGACGAGACGAUGACAUACGACAACACAACACACCAUACCCCUGCGUUGCUGCCCGCGCUGCGAAAACUCAUUGUAUGAUGAAGUGGCCGCUUGGAUACCCGCCCCCUGUCUGUGUAUAUCGUGCUCGCUUCCCCGAACGUUCUCUCUGAAACUGCUCCUGCGACUGUACCACUGAACUCGAUGACUCGGCGCCCCGGCCCGCUGUCGUCAUGGCUUUCCAGCAAAACCGUCUUCUCGUGGAUGGACAACAACGCCGGUCAACAACAUCCGCAAGCCCGCUCGCCUCCGUGCCGAGCGUGGGCGAGUGCCACGAUAGCACGCGACGGGGACUCCGACUGCCACACGCGCGCGGACCUUGGGCUAUUGGUUGCUCGUUCUUUAUCAACUUGACUUUCGCCGUUCGCCUCCUUUAUUCCCCGCCCCCUCCCCUCAAUCACCCGAUUCCUUUCUCUUUUCACUCUCGCUGAUCUCGCCCCCCACCCCCGUUUACCUUUCUCUUCUCUGCUUCUUCUCUUUCUCGAAUGUUAAUGCGGGGCGCUCGGGGUUCUUGCGACCCGGCGCCCUCGCUGCCGCUCUUUGCCUUGGUACCAUAUAUGCAUGCCCUUGUCCCCUGGUCCCGUCUGACUGUGAACGUCUGAUCGUCUCUGUUCCCUGAUACCGGUACUAUACUCCCCUGGCCGUAUUGCCAUCGAUGCGGGUGCUAUAACGAUGCAGUAAUCUUGCGUGUAUCUCACUCAUACUCUCUACACCCGAAGUAGCAAUGGAGUUUCCUU